CACCUAAGCCCAUUCAGCCUUUCGUAUUCGUACUAAGAUACGAUUGCUAUUAGUUUUAUAAAAUAUCGAAUUAUUGUUAUAAUGAAAAUGCAUUAUUUUCAAAAAACUUGGAGCUUACUUUUUCUGUUUGUUACGUUAGCAAAAUGUCGUGCAAAGGAGGAUGUAAAAUUAAACAUAAAACAGGGUACGUUAUCAGGAUUAAGAAAACAAACGUUUUUGAAUGAUAAAGCAUAUUAUUCGUUUACGGGAAUACCUUUUGCCAAGCCGCCGCUUGGUGCUCUAAGGUUUCAGCCACCUCAGUCUCAUGAAGGAUGGGAAGGCAUACUAAAUGUCCACGAUGAAAAACCAACAUGUUUCCAAGUCAGUUUUAGAAUGAGAAAUAAUGAGCCGCCUGGCUUCUCCGGCACUGAGGAUUGUCUCUUCUUAAAUGUUUACUCACCUGACAUAGAAAGUUCUGCUCCUGUAGUCGUUUUCGAUUACAAUGAUAAUUUCAAAACUGGCUUUAAUGGAUCACAAACAUAUUCACCAGACUUUUUCAUUGAAGAGGGAGUAAUAGUUGUCAAUAUCAAUCACCGGCUGGGUAUUUUCGGUUAUUUAACCACAGAAGAUGAUGUUAUACCCCCUAACGCAGGUCUACGAGACUUCAUUUUAGGUCUAGCAUGGAUCCAAGAUAAUAUAAAGGCGUUUGGGGGUGACCCAAAACGUGUGACCGUUAUGGGAAGUCGUGGGGGUGCAGUAAUAGCUAAUAUCUUACUACAUUCAGAGAAGGCCAAAGAUUUAUUUUCUUCUGUAAUAUUACAGAGCGGAUCAGCAAUGGAAUCUAUGUACUUUGAUAAUAGUCCUCGAGAGAAAGCAUUUAAAAUUGGAGAACUACUAAACAUUACGACAGACGAUUCGAAAAUCCUAUUUGAAAAGCUGCAAUUAGUAGAUGCUAAUACUUUGCUCUCUCUCGAAGGAAACGUUUUGGAUGACAGAGUUAUGACUGAUCUGCAGUUAAGCAUUGACACUUUUUCACCAACUAUUGACAAAAACACUAAAGACGCUGUGAUUGCAACUAUUCCUGAAAAAGCUAAUAUAGUUAAUGAUGUUCCCGUGUUAGUGGGAUUUAACUCACGAGAAGGACUAGACUUAGCGUCGCCUUACCUAAUGGAACCACGGAUGGUUAAAGAUAUUAAAAACGCUUUAUUUCUGUUCCCAAUAAGGGUCGAUUUCCAUUUUGAUCGCAAUAGUAGUAUAUUUCAUAACGCACUAAGUGAAGUCCUACAUUUCUAUUUGAAAGAUGGAUAUUUGCAUUACAAUAAUAUUUUAGAUUACGCUGUGUAUAUGGGUGAUCUAUUUCAGAAUUAUGCAUUGCAUACAGCUGCAAAGAAAUUAUCUAGCGAUCUGAAAUCCGAAGUUUACUAUUACUUAUUUGAUUAUAGAGGACUAUUUAAUGAAAAUAGCGAAUACAUAUCUAGAUUUUUAAGAUUCAGCAUGGAGCACUGGGGCGCAACAAUUACUGAUGAACUCUGUUAUUUACAUUUGUGCACACGAAUUAAGAAGACGUACAAUCAAUAUAAAAAGUUGCCCAGUGAGCAACCUGAGUUUAAGGUGUUGAAGAAGAUGGUCAGGAUGUGGACUAAUUUUGCGAAAUACGGAAAUCCUACGCCCAAUGAAAAUGAUGGCAUUUUGAAGGCUACAAAGUGGUUACCGAUGGAUAAAAAAGGUGAUUCGAAUUACCUCCAUAUAUCGAAAACGUUAAAAAUGAAAAAGAAUCCUUUGGGUAAACGAUCGGAAUUUUGGGACGAGUUCUUAAAUAAAUACAGGCAAAUGACAAAAGAUGGUACGGCGGGACACGAAGAAAUACGUCAUAUUGAAUUGUAAUUUAUAAUUAAGUAAUGCUAAGCAACAGUGUUUUACAAGUCUCAAAAAAUGUUUGAAAAAUAUAUGUACACCUACAUCGCAAUUCUUCGAUCUAGUAUUGUCAAUGCUGCUAUCUAGCGAUGGAGUAAGGAUAGCACGGAUUUACUUAUUACCAACCAUAUCGUCUUGUUGAAAAUAUAAACACUUUAGUUUGAGACUAAGCUGCUAGAUGGCAGUGUUUUCAAUAUAAUUUUAUUAAAAUUUAUUAAGUUUUAUUUGUAUCAAUAUUAAAAGAACAUUGAAAAAAGUUAAAAGACUUAUGCCUUAUGUACUUAAGCGAAAGCUUCAUGCCUUAUGCGAGUGGAAAUUAAAAGUUCACUUUAGAUGU
Messenger RNA from Pieris napi, 2230 nucleotides. Its product is annotated as juvenile hormone esterase-like. The transcript is spliced from 3 exons. NCBI's taxonomy places the organism in Eukaryota, Metazoa, Arthropoda, Insecta, Lepidoptera, Pieridae. The record is from RefSeq and is a predicted model, not a curated record. Bases 82 to 1863 code for a protein of 593 amino acids.